AUGGAUUCACUUCCGAAGAACCUUUUACCGGACGAGGCAAGCCCACCAUGGUUAAACAAAGGAGACAACGCUUGGCAGCUCACUGCCGCCACGCUAGUGGGCCUGCAGAGCGUGCCAGGUCUGGUGAUCCUUUACGGUAGUAUAGUGAAGAAGAAAUGGGCUGUGAACUCGGCGUUCAUGGCCCUCUAUGCUUUUGCGGCAGUUCUAAUCUGCUGGGUGUUGUGGGGUUACCGCAUGUCAUUUGGGAGCAAGUUCAUUCACUUCCUAGGGGUGCCAAACCUGUCUUUAGACGAGAAGUUUGUUUUGGAUCAGGCAUUUCUUGGGUAUUUGCCUAAUGCCACAAUGAUUUAUUUUCAGUUCGUGUUUGCCGCAAUCACGAUGAUUUUGAUAGCCGGAGCAUUGCUUGGGAGGAUGAAUUUUCUAGCUUGGAUGUUGUUUGUGCCGCUUUGGCUCACGUUUUCAUACACCAUUGUUGCUUAUAGUAUAUGGUGUCCUGACGGGUGGCUGUCCGAGAUGGGUCUCAUUGACUACUCCGGAGGCUAUGUCAUCCAUUUGGCUUCUGGUGUUGCUGGCUUCACUGCUGCUUUCUGGGUUGGGCCAAGGAUAGCAAAAGACAGAGAGAGGUUUCCACCAAACAACAUCUUGUUGAUGUUGGCAGGAGCAGGCUUACUGUGGAUGGGAUGGACAGGAUUCAACGGCGGAGAUCCUUACACUGUCAGCACUGACGCAUCUCUUGCCGUUCUCAACACCCACGUCUGCACCGCUACAAGUUUGCUCACCUGGCUCAUCCUUGACAUUCUUUUCUUCGGGAAACCUUCGGUCAUCGGUGCCACCCAGGGCAUGAUUACUGGCCUAGUUUGCAUCACGCCCGCUGCAGGAGUAGUUCAAGGAUGGGCAGCUAUCCUGAUGGGGAUAAUGUCAGGUAGCAUGCCAUGGUUCACCAUGAUGGUGCUGCACAAGAGGAUAAAGUUGCUUAAACAAGUCGACGACACCAUGGCAGUGUUCCACACUCACGCCGUGGCAGGCUCCCUGGGCGGUGUCCUGGUGGGAUUCUUUGCAGAGCCCAAGCUCUGCCGGAUCUUUUACUUGGUAGACAACUGGGAGCACUACAUUGGCUUGGCCUACAGCUUGCGAGACGGGCGUCCAGGCGCUGGGUUCAAGCAGAUGGGGAUCCAGAUGCUGGGAAUUGUCUUUGUGGUGAUUGUCAAUGUGGUGAUGACCAGCAUCAUUUGCGUGUUGAUCAGGUUUGCAGUGCCACUGAGGUUGGCGGAGGAUGAACUGCAAACUGGGGAUGAUGCCAUUCACGGAGAAGAAGCAUAUGCAUUGUGGGGAGAUGGGGAGAAGUACGAGUCGAGGCACAAUUCUGUUUACGGCGUAGAUGAGUUCCCUGUCGCACCGCCUAGUAAAAUGGGUGAGCUUGAAAUGGCUUGA
Molecule: messenger RNA, 1431 nt
Organism: Carica papaya (papaya)
Lineage: Eukaryota; Viridiplantae; Streptophyta; Magnoliopsida; Brassicales; Caricaceae
Product: ammonium transporter 2 member 4-like
Biological process (GO): ammonium transmembrane transport
Cellular component (GO): plasma membrane
Molecular function (GO): ammonium channel activity
Source: RefSeq, a predicted model, not a curated record